Ipomoea triloba (trilobed morning glory) is the source of this 1513-nucleotide messenger RNA. Its product is annotated as esterase CG5412-like. Gene Ontology annotation, molecular function: calcium ion binding. The record is from RefSeq and is a predicted model, not a curated record. Lineage: Eukaryota; Viridiplantae; Streptophyta; Magnoliopsida; Solanales; Convolvulaceae. The transcript has 8 exons. The coding region runs from base 132 to 1403 and encodes 423 amino acids.
UCAGAGGUGAUAUAAAGUUGAACGAACCUCCGGCACCUCACGAUUCAUCCACUCUCCCGAUUCCAGAACCGCCUCUCCGCCUCUCCCUCCGCUCCCCUCCUCCGCUCUGUUCGUAGUUUCUGCAAGGAGAAAUGGCGGAUCAACUGACCGACGAUCAGAUCUCCGAGUUCAAGGAAGCCUUCAGCCUCUUCGAUAAGGACGGCGAUGGUUGCAUCACAACAAAGGAGCUUGGGACUGUGAUGAGGUCAUUGGGGCAGAAUCCUACUGAAGCUGAGCUCCAGGAUAUGAUAAAUGAAGUUGAUGCUGAUGGUAAUGGAACAAUUGAUUUUCCGGAGUUUCUAAAUCUCAUGGCCAGGAAGAUGAAGGAUACUGAUUCUGAGGAGGAGCUGAAGGAGGCGUUCAGAGUUUUUGACAAGGAUCAGAAUGGAUUCAUCUCUGCAGCUGAGCUUCGCCAUGUGAUGACAAAUCUCGGGGAGAAGCUUACUGAUGAAGAAGUUGAUGAGAUGAUUAGGGAGGCGGAUGUUGAUGGCGAUGGUCAAAUUAACUACGAGGAGUUUGUUAAGGUUAUGAUGGCCAAGCUUGUGGGGGAUGGCACGUGUUUGUCUGCUGGCCAUUUGAUCUACCAAACUCGAUCACCUAAGCGGUGGGUAGAAAAAAACACAAUGGAGAACAAAGCUUCGGCAAGAAAGAUGAAGAUACUAUGCCUCCAUGGAUUCAGAACCAGUGGCAAUUUCUUAAGAAAACAAAUCAGCAAAUGGAAUCCUUCCAUCUUUGCUCUUCAUUUUGACAUGGAAUUUCCAGAUGGAAUAUUUCGAGCAGGGGGGGAAUCAUCCAUAGAAGGCAUAUUUCCACCUCCUUAUUUUGAGUGGUUCCAGUUCAACGAGGAUUUCACAGAAUACACCAACUUGGAAGAGUGCAUCUCCUACUUGUGUCAGUACAUCACAAGCAACGGCCCUUUCCAUGGCCUGCUAGGCUUCUCCCAGGGAGCAACCAUAGCAGGGCUUUUGGCAGGUUAUCAAGCAGAGGGGAAGAUACUGAAGGAUCAUCCACCCUUUAAACUGCUGGUAUCCAUUUCAGGUUCCAAAUUUCGUGACCCAACCAUUUGCCAGGUGGCAUACAAACACCCCAUCAAGGUUAAGUCGGUCCAUUUCAUAGGAGAGAAGGACUGGCUGAAGCUGCCUUCCCAGGAGCUGGCCACUGCCUUUCACAACCCUCUCAUCAUCAACCAUCCCCAGGGCCACACUGUGCCCAGGCUAAACGAAGAAACUGUGGAGAAGUUGAGGAAUUGGACUAAGGAAAUUGUGGAUGAAACCCUAGAUGAUGAUGAUGAUAAUGCUGUUAUAAAACAUGAGACAGUGGAGAAUAAUGAAGAAGCAGAUCUCCUACAGAAUUCCAAGAAUUAAAUAUCAUUGAUCUCCUAUUUGAAAAUUUAUGUUGUAUACGGAUUAUUAAUGUUUCAGAUCAUGUUAUUAAAAACAUAAAUAAUAUUAUGAAUGCUAUAGAGUUUUAAAUA